AUACUUCGCGCUCUCAAACACUCUUUCCAUUAUCCGUCCCUCCCCUAAACACCUACUCAUCCCCCAUUCCGCUGAUCGCCUUUAUCGCAAACACAAACCUUCAUAAUGUCGACCGCCGGGGGAACUUACAGAGGUAAUCCAAGAACUGCUCCGCCGGGCAGAGGGGCGACACCUAACUUCCCUCCAACACCAUCUGGCCCAGGGAUCCCUGUGCCUGCUCCCAGUCCCGGUGGCCCCGCACACUCCGAAGCCGGUUCCAGCGUCAGUGAUAGCAGGAAGAGACAGAGCAAGAGGGACGAGGCUAUCCGUCGCAAAAUUGAAAAUGAUCUCAACAAAAAGAAGCACACGGUUUCGCGUGCUCGUCACACCCGUAAGGUUGCCCCGGGAACCGUUAUGGCCCUUCGCCCAUCCCAGGCUCUCCAGAUAAAGCCCAACACAACUGUUGCUGAGGCGGCUCAAAUUAUGGCUGCAAAGCGUGAGGAUUGUGUUCUUGUUACCGAUGAUGAAGAUCGUAUCUCUGGUAUCUUUACCGCGAAGGAUCUUGCCUUCCGUGUUGUUGGCGCCGGGGUUAAUGCGAGGGAUGUGACCAUUGCCCAAAUCAUGACCAAGAAUCCUCUCUGUGCUCGUACCGAUACUUCUGCUACUGACGCCUUGGAUUUGAUGGUUCGCAAAGGGUUUCGUCAUUUGCCCGUCAUGGAUGAGAACCAAGAUAUUUCUGGAAUUCUAGAUAUCACAAAGUGUUUCUAUGAGGCUAUGGAAAAAUUGGAGAGAGCGUAUGCGUCGUCUAGAAAGCUUUACGAUGCCCUGGAAGGCGUGCAAUCAGAACUGGGCUCUUCUCAACCACAGCAAAUUAUUCAUUAUGUGGAAGCAUUGCGACAGAAGAUGUCUGGUCCAGAUUUGCAGUCGGUAUUGGAUGGAAACCCACCUACCGUCGUUAGCGUAAGAACUACUGUGAAGGAUGCAGCAGCUAUGAUGAAGGAAAAUCACACAACUGCUGUGUUGGUUCAGGACAGCGGCAGUAUCACUGGUAUCUUUACGAGUAAAGAUGUGGUCUUGAGAGUGAUCGCCGCUGGAUUAGAUCCUGCGAAUUGCAGUGUGGUUAGAGUUAUGACUCCUCAUCCCGAUUUCGCCCCGAUGGAUAUGAGUAUCCAGGCUGCCUUGAGAAAAAUGCAUGAUGGUCACUAUCUGAAUCUUCCGGUUAUGAACGAAGCAGCGGAGAUUGUCGGCAUGGUCGAUGUGUUGAAAUUGACCUAUGCCACUCUAGAGCAGAUCAAUUCCAUGGGCACAACUGAUAGCGAAGGUCCUGCGUGGAACAAAUUCUGGAUGUCGCUUGACAAUGAUACUGAAUCUGCUGUUUCGGACGGUACUAGACAUACCGGCCCGCCCAUCCGUCCUCAUCAACCCGACUCGCCUAUCAGAGUGCUAUUCUCCCUACCGACUCUGCAUCUCACCACGGCGGUUCCCCCCCAACUUCUGUACGGGCGUAUGCAUCGUUGCCAGGUUGCUGCAAGCGGCGGUCUGAUAGAACUUCUCGCAGCUGUUGUCCAGAAACUUGGAAGCGAAGUUCAAAAUGUUGGCGGAGAACCUGAAUUUGGCGCGGAUGGAAAACUUGAGAAACAGGGGUUUGCCAUGAGCUACGUGGAUAGCGAGGGCGACAUAGUUUCCAUUACUUCCGAUAGGGAUUUGAUUGAUGCGAUUGAGAUGGCCAGGAAUGGGGGGAGGGAUAAGGUUGACUUAUACGUUCAUGAUCCAGAUUCCCCAGCCGUCAUUGCUACCGCCGAACCAAAACCAGUUAUCGACACUCCUACUGAACCAAUCCUUCAUAGCAGACGAAGACGCAGACAUGAAGAGGAGGAUACUGAGGAAUCAAGUGAGGAAGAAGAAGAGAUAGUGGCACAUAGAAAAGCAAAGAAAAAUGCAGUAUCCCAGAUUCCAGCCUUGGCCCCCGUUCAACCGGAGGUUAUACCUGGUGUUCCGAACGAGCUGCUCUUGCCCGGGGCUCUCGUCACCUUGGCUGUGGUAAUUGGGGCAUGAGAGAAUCUCCGCUAAGACAGUCGGAUGGGUUUAGUUAGUUGUUCCACUAUAAACAAGGCUGUUACUGAGGUGCUUUUUUACACUUUUUUUCUUUUCUUUAAAGCAGAUGGGUGGGAUAGGCCUCGUUUUGCGGGAAACCACAAGCAUCGAGAUUGUCUGACAUUUUAAGGUUGCGUAGAUAUGUAUUGUUCUUGCUCAUUCCCACUGGGUUGUUAUAUUUUCAUCUGGAUAUGCCCAAUUGAGAUCGACAAGGGCCGAUACCCAUCAAUGGUUUUUCGGAGGUAGCGCUUAUAGUGGUUUACAUGGCCCAAAGCCUCUCCAAUUUUUAUUUUUUUCUCAUUUCUGUCUCGUCGCUGGAUGUUGUGUCAGCAAUACACCUGUAAUUCAUUCUCCUUUGUUUGUUUUUCUUUACCUUCAUAGCCUGCGUUUUGCCUUCUCUUGUUGCCCCUCCUUUUUUUAAAGUUUUUUCUUUCUUUUCUUUUCACUAUCAACAUCAAUGAUUGUGACAUCCCCACCUAGCAUUUCACAUCCUCUCGUUUCUUUCUUUCUUUCUUCUCUCUCAGAUUUCAGCCCUGUAACGAGCAAUACGAAUUCUGUCCGUUAGAAUUUAUUAAAUUUAUGUA
Tuber melanosporum (Perigord truffle) is the source of this 2657-nucleotide messenger RNA. Its product is annotated as CBS/PB1 domain-containing protein. Gene Ontology annotation, molecular function: protein binding. The transcript is spliced from 7 exons. The coding region runs from base 106 to 2034 and encodes 642 amino acids. The record is from RefSeq and is a predicted model, not a curated record. Lineage: Eukaryota; Fungi; Ascomycota; Pezizomycetes; Pezizales; Tuberaceae.